Messenger RNA from Megachile rotundata (alfalfa leafcutting bee), 1836 nucleotides. RefSeq names its product esterase AGAP003155. Gene Ontology annotation, biological process: response to retinoic acid. Gene Ontology annotation, molecular function: hydrolase activity. Gene Ontology annotation, cellular component: cytoplasm; nucleus. Lineage: Eukaryota; Metazoa; Arthropoda; Insecta; Hymenoptera; Megachilidae. The record is from RefSeq and is a predicted model, not a curated record.
UUAAUCGUAAUAAAUCAUUUUGAGCUGAAAUUGUGUCUUGAUUUAUAUAAUAAUAGACCUUGUUUAUAUUUGACGAACGAAUCAAAUACAAAUCUGGUUGACCUGAGAGAAACGUCUAAAGGUCAGAGAUCUCAUUGAAACCUUUGAAUUAGGUGUUAUGCCUACUUCGUAAAAAUUGACGAAUUUUGAAACUGUAGUAACUUUCUUUCCUUGUUUGCCAUUUUCUUUAGAAAGACUAGAGUGCCUAUAUGUGCACGUAAUAAUCAAAACUGUGUUAAACUAAACUUAACCUAUACAUGGUUAUCGUUUUAACCUAGUUUCAUUGUUGUUUUUGAUUUAUUGCGAGUUGCAGUAAAUUAUGCAAACAUGCGUUUAUACGAAUAAACUCAAUUAGAAAUUAGUGCAACUUGCAACUUCUAUAAAAAUAAGCCAAUGUUCUUUAUUUACUUAGUUUUGUAAUUUAUUUAAACACAUAUAUAAUAAAGUCUCGAUAUAAGUGUCCCAAAUUAUGUUGUGUUUAGGAUCACUUUUAGUAAAAAAAUGUAAAAAAUUUGUUGGUAACAUCCUUCUAACAAAACAGUCAAAAAUAAAAAUGUCCUAUAAUUGUAUUAUCUCAUGAAUAUACUCCACCAGAAUCACCUUACAUUUUUCAAGUAGUGAUCUUUCUUCAAUGGUGGGGAUAAUUUUCUCAGUUAUAUCGGUGUGUUCAAUAUUUUCGUUUAUAUUCAAGUUUUACUACACAGUUCUGUAGCAAUAAUUUCCGCUUAUUAAUAUAAAAAUAAUUUAUUUGUAUACUAGUAUGAAUAAGACACCUCAAAAAUUACGAAUACUUGCUCUUCAUGGAUAUGCUCAAUCGGAUAUUACUUUUAAAUCAAAAUUAGGUUCUUUGAGAAAAGGAUUUAAAAGAGAAAUUGAAUUUACAUUUUUAAGAGCACCGCAUAAAGUUUCAAUGCAAAAGAAUUUUGGCAUUGAUGAAACAGAGGAAGGAUAUGGAUGGUGGUUUAAUACAGAAGAUCAUAUAUUUAAAGCAACUAUUCCAAGCAAUUUAUCUGUAGGUUUUGAAGAUAGUAUAGCUGUAAUUGAAAAGAUAUUUCAAGAGUCUGGUCCUUUCGAUGGCAUUUUAGGCUUUUCACAGGGUGCAGCAUUUGCAGUUAUACUGUGUUUUAUGCAACAAAAAAAUCUGUUACAAAUCAAAUUUGAUUUCGCAAUUAUUAUAUCUGGAUUCAAGUCAUUAUGUAAACCUCAUACAAUGUAUUAUGAUGGAAAAAUAAGUAUACCUUCAUUACACAUAUAUGGAGAAACUGAUCAAGUUAUUCCAGCAGAAUCAGCGAAAGAAAUUAAUGAAAUGUUUAUAAAUAAAGUAACAUUAACUCAUAUAGGCGGGCAUUAUGUACCAAGCAAAAAGGAUUAUUAUAAGGAAUUUAUUACGGACAUGACAUUACAAAAAAACAGAAGGGACAAUUAACUGUAAGUUGUGUUCUACAUUUGAUACUUAAUGUAUGACAUAACAGAAGUAAACACAAUAAAUAGGCUGUACUGACUACAAAAUGUAAUUCACAUAAAAAAAUGUAAAAAAUUAUAAUUAACAUUGAGAAAUAUUAGUAAAUUUAUUCAAAUCAACUGUAAAUAAACAUCAUACAAUAUCCAUUAAAAAUAACUUUCAUUAACAAUUUACAUUAAAAUUUUUAUAUGGCAACCAAGAUAUGACUUGAUAACAUAAUAAAUUAGGAGAAAUUUGUACAUGAUUAUUUACCUUGUUAAACAGGUAUUGUACAAUUAAAAAUUGUUUAACUGUUCUCUUCUAUAAAAGGCACUACUGAUAUUAAACAUUAAAAA